This is a messenger RNA of Nipponia nippon (crested ibis), 2205 nucleotides long. Lineage: Eukaryota; Metazoa; Chordata; Aves; Pelecaniformes; Threskiornithidae. The record is from RefSeq and is a predicted model, not a curated record.
AUGGCAGAAACAGCUCCUGAGGCGUCUGAGAAACUGGUUGUCAUCCACUCCAAAGCUCACAAAGAUACCAUUCUAGCUAAUUUUGAAGAACAAAGGAAAAAGGAUUUUCUUUGUGACAUUACCCUAAUAGUGGAGAAUGUGCAAUUCAGAGCCCAUAAAGCCUUGCUUGCUGCCAGCAGUGAAUACUUCUCAAUGAUGUUUGUAGAUGAGGGUGAAAUAGGGCAGUCAAUUUACAUGUUGGAGGGAAUGGUUGCAGACACCUUUGGAGCACUGCUAGAAUUUAUCUACACCGGUUGCCUCCGCGCCAGUGAAAAAAGCACGGAACAAAUUCUGGCUACUGCACAGCUGCUGAAAGUGAAUGACUUGGUGUGGGCCUGCACAGACUAUCAGGCCAGCCGUAGCCCAAGCAAUGCGUUGCCAGCUCCGGCUAACAGUGGAGCCUCUGUAGCCGUUACUGCUAGUGACAAGAAAAACGAAGAUCCACCAAAGCGAAAACGAGGGCGACCGAGGAAAGUCAAGAAUGUCCAAGAAGAAAAACCAGCCGCAAAUUCUGCCGAAGAUGUGCAGCUGAGAGAGAACAACUCCAUGCAAAAUAAGCAAAAUUUUAUGAAAAAGGACACCGCAGAAGAAGAAACAGUUGUCAGCGAACAGGCUUCAGCAAGAAAAGAUGCAGAAGAAACUGAACCUGCUUGUGGCUCAGAAGCUGCUGUCGAUCUGUCAGCUGAGAAAGAUGAGAAUUAUGAUCCCAAAUCUGAAGGAAUACAGAGUACUCAGAGCCGUUAUAGCAAACGUAGAAUAAGGAGAUCCAUUAAACUAAAAGAUUAUAAGCUUCUCGGUGAUGAGGAUGAAAAGGGACUGGCAAAGAGAACUGAUGGAAAAAGAAAACGUGUAGGUUCUGAAGCUCGCUGUAAAGACUGUGGCAAAGUAUUUAAAUAUAAUCACUUCUUAGCUAUUCAUCAGCGGAGUCAUACAGGGGAGCGCCCUUUUAAGUGCAGUGAGUGUGGCAAAGGCUUUUCCCAGAAGCAUUCUCUUCAAGUCCACAAGCGGAUGCACACUGGAGAACGGCCAUACACGUGCACCGUCUGCAGUAAGGCUCUGACAACAAAGCAUUCUCUUCUGGAGCAUAUGAGCCUACAUACAGGGCAGAAGGCUUUUACAUGCGAUCAGUGUGGGAAAUACUUCAGCCAAAAGAGACAGCUCAAGAGCCACUACCGAGUACACACAGGCCAUUCACUGCCGGAAUGUAACCAGUGUCGUCGCAAAUUCAUGGAUGCAGCUCAGUUAAAGAAACAUCUAAGAACACAUACAGGUGAGAAGCCCUUCACUUGUGAAAUUUGUGGCAAAUCAUUUACAGCUAAAAGUUCUCUUCAGACUCACAUUAGAAUUCACAGAGGAGAAAAGCCAUAUUCUUGUGGUAUAUGUGGAAAAUCCUUCUCUGAUUCCAGCGCGAAGAGAAGACACUGUAUCUUACACACAGGCAAAAAGCCUUUCUCCUGCCCAGAAUGUAGUUUGCAGUUUGCUCGUCUGGACAACCUGAAGUCUCAUUUGAAAAUUCAUAGCAAAGAAAAGCAGUUUCAGGAAGCCAGUGCUGCUCCAAGCACCAACACUAAUUCUGAAGUGAGAAACAUUCUUCAGCUGCAGCAGUAUCAACUUGCCACCUCUGGAGGGCAGGAAAUUCAGCUACUGGUUACAGAUGCAGUACAUAACAUAAACUUCAUGCCUAGUCAUAAUCAAGGCAUUAGUAUUGUUACUGCAGAAAAUGCCCCAAAUAUGACAACAGAGCAGGCUGCUAACCUCACGCUGCUUGCCCAGCCACCGCAGCAGUUGCAAAACUUGUUGCUUUCAGCUCAGCAGGAGCAAGCGGAACAAAUCCAAAGUAUCAAUGUGAUUGCAAACCAAAUAGAGACUGCCCAGCCUGAACAAAUGCAUGUCAUCACUCUUUUUUCCAAGGAAGCACUCGAACACCUCCACGCUCAUCAAGGACAAAAUGAAGAAAUCCACUUAGCCGGAUCUUCACAUCCAGCUCAGCACGUGCAGUUGACUCAGGAAUCAAGUCAGCAGUCUCACUCUAGCCAAGAUACAGUUCCUUCCCAUCAAAUCAGUGAAGAACAGAAUCAAAGUGUACAUGUUUCUGAAUCCCAUCAGCAGUCUCUGUCAGUAAAUGAGUCAUCUCAUGAGCAUUCUAUUCAAGGACAGGCUUUCUGA